UCUCAGGGAAGAAGACUUAGUACAGUACCUUUUUUGCUCGCUUCCUUUUUAGAUUGCAAGGUACGGGUGUCGUUGCACGUAUUUGCAUGAAUUUUAAAUAAUUAAUUAAUUGGCAUAUUUAAAUAAGGGCGGGUCACUCCUUGCCCUCCCAGAGCAGCGCAAUAGCGGCCCCUAUGGCCUCACCAGUGGGGGUGGAGGGGGGAAGUACUGCAAAAAUUUAGGUUCGCAGCCGGAAGUGCUGCUGCGCUUUACGGCUCGCAGGGUGCUAUUUGCUCCCUGCCGGGGCUUGACCGUCCACGUGCUCAACCUCCCUUCCUGGACUGGAGAAAAAGGGAAGGGGAUUAUUGGGGUGUCUGAGCUCCCGCCAUGGCGGCUGCAGAAGAGGAACAUCCCUUGGGGAACGAGCUGGUCAUGAGUGAGGACGAUGAGGAGAAGGAGGCAGACAAUGAAGAAGCAACAAAGAAACACCACCAGCUUGUGGAUUCACUCACUGCCUUGGCUGGAGCGAAGCGACGGAGGGCAGUUGAACGCACUGAGGCGAGCAGACAAAUCUCGGAAUUUGAUCUUUGUGGUGGAGGUGCUAGAGAAAAAGUUAUCCUCUCUGAACUGCUGCAACCAGCUUCCAGCUCACCAGCUCUGGGUUCCAUUCAGAAGCAGCUGAAGAAAGCCCAGCACAGAAAAGCCAUCCAGCUCCCACUGAGCAAGGAGGAGAAUGAGCGGGUGGUGAGGGAAGCUGCCUACACUCAGACAUCUCAAGCCCUGGCUAAAUGGCAUCCAGUGGUGCAGCAAAACAGACGUGCUGAGCAGCUAGUCUUCCCAUUGCAACAGGAGAGUGUGACUGUCCCGGCCAUUGAGGAAGUGAUAAGUGGAUGGGAGGCACGAACACCCCUGGAGCAAGAAAUCUUUAAUAUUCUACACAGAGGAAAGCAGCCAGUGAAGGACCCACUCCUGACACCACAGGAGAAGUCCUCACUGCAGGCCAUGAGUCUGGAGGAGGCACAGUUGCGACGUAUGCAGCGCCAGAAGGCUCGAGUCCUGCAGUCCUACUAUGAGGCUAAGGCACGUCGUCAGCGGAAGAUCAAGAGCAAAAGGUAUCACAGAAUGCUUAGGAAGAUCAGGAAACGCAAGGUGCUGAAAGAAUUCGAGAUGUUGCAGAAAAGUAACCCUGAGGCAGCUCUAGAAGAGCUAGCUAAAAUUGAGAAAGCGCGUAUUGAGGAGAGGAUGAGCCUGAAACACCAGAACAAGGGCAAGUGGGCCAAAUCUACAGUCCUCAUGGCAAAGUACAACCUAGAGGCUAGGCAAGCCAUGCAGGAGCAGCUGGCCCGGAACAAAGAACUGACCCAGAAAGUACGCCCAGCAUCUGAUAGCGAGGAAGGUGGCAGCGACACUGACACAGAGAGGGAUCUCGUGCCAAGUGUUGUCAAUGAGAGGCCUUCUGGGCUGGAUCCAGACAACCCCUGGAUGUUGGGAUGGCCCCAAGCAGAGCCCAAGGAGGACCUUCCAGCUGCACCAGAAGACAGCGAAGAGAGUGACGAAGAGAAGGGGCCACCUGCAACUAAGGAGACUUCGCUACAAGGCUUUGUUGCAGGUCUUAACGAUGAGGAAGCAGUGCCCAUGCUGACGGACGUGCUUUUACCAGCCCCUCCAAGUCCUGUGUCGGAGGGGCCGCUCCUGAGUGAGAAGCUGGAAAGGCUUCAUACCUUAGAGGAUAUGGAGGCCAUGGAGCCAGAGGAAGUCCCACAGGAAAAUGGAAUGACAGAAGUCAACGGUGCUGAACUUCAACAGCCUCCGGAAGCUGAGUCCUCACUACAGCCCAAGGGUGGCAAGACCCAGACCUCCAAGAAGACAGCCAAGCGCAAGGCUCUGAUUGAUCUGAAGGCAGUGCUGGUUCAGCCAGUUCGUCCCAUGCAGUGUCCGUUUUUGCCUUCUGCUGUACAGGAUGAGCUAGAGAUGGGCAAAGACCAGCGACAGGUGAUCCAGGAGGCCUUUGCAAGUGACAACGUCGUUGCCGACUUUAUGAAAGAAAAGCGUCGGGCAGAGCAGAACAGCAAACCGAAAGUUAUCGAUCUGGUGCUUCCAGGAUGGGGCGAGUGGGGAGGCGCAGGACUACGGCCGAGUAAGAUGAAGAAGAGACGGUUCCUUAUCAAACCAGCAGCUGGGCCCCCAAGGAAAGACAGGCACCUGCCCAAUGUUAUCCUGAGUGAAAAGCGCAAUAUUUUAGCAGCUGUGCAUCAGGUGAACCAGCUGCCCUUCCCCUUUGAGAACAGCAAGCAAUUUGAACGCAGCAUCCAAGCACCCAUGGGCCCCACUUGGAACACUCAGCGUGCUUUUCAGCGUCUGACAGCUCCUCACAUUGUCACCCAGCCUGGCCACAUCAUCCGGCCCAUCAGUGCCGAGGACAGUGAGCUGCUCUGCAAAGCGGAAAAUGCAAAAGCCAUGGGAAGGAAGCCGGAUUUGGCACUGUCGUUGUCACCCCACAAUCAUCACCCACACCAUGCAUCCAAGAGGAAGGCUCGGCGGAGCUAAGUCUACAGGGGCUCUGCCAUACACACCAGACUCCUUGGGCUAACUGGCGUUGUUGUCUUCUUAUUUUCUUCAGUCAGUUUUAUUGAUUUUCAGUAUACACCACAGAAACACAUACAACAAAUGUCUUCGUUUCCCAUCCCUCCCUCCCUCCGUUUAUUCCCAUGGAACAAAUCAGUUUAUUAAAUUCUGCCAGAGUCCAUUGAGUGAAUCAGGUGGAUGCCAUUCAUCAGGGUUAUCAUUUUGAAAACCCGAUGAAAGGAUGACAAGUUUCAGUAAAGUCAUCCAUGUCUUCUGUGCUGUUCAGUGUUUGUACUCUCCUUGUUCGUUUUUCCAGUAAGGCAAAUUGUCUGUGCAUCUUGCUUCCACACAGAAUUCUGUAAAUGAUCCAGUCUCUUCCAUUUCUGUGCCACCAAGUGGAAAGUGAAUCAAUUAACUAUUUGUAUAAAAUCGUGGGACAGUAGAGUUUGAAGGGCUCUCCGAGGGUGACCUAGUCUAACCCCCUGCAAUGCAGGAAUCUUGACAUUUUACAGGAACAUGUCCAAUUGUUAAUUUGCUGAGUAUUUUGAAGAGCAUAGGUUUGUAUUGUAUAUUAUCAUUCUAAUUGCAUUUUGUAGAUGAGCCACAUCUACAUACUUCUGGAAGCGUUGGUAAAAAAACUGUCAAUCUCAGGUCUUUUGCCUUGAUGGACAAACCUUACCAAUAAUUUUAAGAGCUUCCAUCAAUAUACAAAUUGGAAUAGUCUGAAAUGAAAACAAUUUUUGUAAUACCAUCAUUUUUACCAAUGACGCUCUUACCAUUCAUGAUAGGUUUAACUUGGGCCUAUUACUUACUGUCUUUAACAAUAUUUUUUAGUAAUGGUAAAAAAAGUUUUACCCAAGAAUUCCUAGAUAUUUUUCAUGCUGUGGACGGAUCUUGAAACCUGUGAUCACUUUGAAUGUAUCACAAUUUACAGGACAAACUAAAACACAACUACUCGUUAAGAGAGAGCCCAGAAUUUUACCAUAUGCUUUCCAUCUCCCUGAUGGGCUCUGACAGUGAUUAUUCUGGAUCAGAGAUCAUCAGUGCAAUAUAAUCAGCAAAUAAAUUGAGAGGGUAAGUCUGA
Molecule: messenger RNA, 3628 nt
Organism: Zootoca vivipara (common lizard)
Lineage: Eukaryota; Metazoa; Chordata; Lepidosauria; Squamata; Lacertidae
Gene: UTP14A
Product: UTP14A small subunit processome component
Biological process (GO): rRNA processing
Cellular component (GO): nucleolus; small-subunit processome
Source: RefSeq, a predicted model, not a curated record